AUGGCCGACGAAUCUACAUGUGCUCCCUUAACAAGGGCUUCCGUGGUCAACGCCCACGAGCUUAUCAAGUCCCGAAUUCACAAAACCCCUGUCUUCACUAGCAGAUUCCUAAACCAGCUAGCAUCAACAGAGCAAGCAGGAAGUCAAAGACCCGCCAAACCCAUCUUGAGACUAUGGUUCAAAUGCGAGAAUCUACAGCGCAUCGGCGCUUUCAAAGCACGGGGUGCAUUCCAUGCAAUUGAGAAAUUGAAACAAGAGCCCAGCUGGCUUGAAAAUGGCGGGGCGAAGAAAGGAGUUGUUUGUAACCAUGCUCAGGCUGUUGCUCUCGCUGCUCGUGAAAGUCAAAUCACGGCACACAUUGUCAUGCCUGAGACUAGCAGUCCUGUUAAAAUUCAAUCUGUCAGAGAAUAUAGUGCUAGUCUUAUAUUGUGUGGACGAUUCGAGCGCGAGGCAUGCGCUGCUGAAAUCAUGGCGAAGACUGGUGCCCGUGGGGGCGGACUACUUGCUGGCACUGCGCUCAGCUGCGAGGGUACCGGGAUUCGCGUCUAUGGGGCUGAGCCAGAGUUUGAGGGCGCGGAUGAUGGGCGUCGAGGCUUUUUAUCUGGUGAGAGGGUCACUCAUGUUGAGUCGAAUACUAUUGCGGAUGGGUUGAUGGGCAAGCUUGGGGUUCUUCCUUGGGAGAUUAUUUAUGAGAGACGUUUGGUUGAUAUGAUGUAUGCUGUGACGGAGGAGAAUAUUCUGGAUGCUAUGAAACUUAUCUUUGAGAGGCUGAAGCUGGUGGUUGAGCCUGCUGCUGCUGUGCCUUUGGCGGUUGUUCUUUACAAUGAGGAGUUUCGGGGAAUGGUGGAGCGUGAGGCUGGGGAGAAAGGAUGGGAUGUGGGUAUCAUUUUGAGUGGAGGGAAUGUAGGAGUUGGUAGAAUUUCUGAUCUUUUUGCUCGGAAAUAG
Messenger RNA from Penicillium salamii, 945 nucleotides. Lineage: Eukaryota; Fungi; Ascomycota; Eurotiomycetes; Eurotiales; Aspergillaceae. The record is from the annotation of a GenBank genome assembly.